Myripristis murdjan (pinecone soldierfish) is the source of this 2195-nucleotide messenger RNA. RefSeq names its product solute carrier family 48 member 1a (gene slc48a1a). Gene Ontology annotation, cellular component: lysosomal membrane; plasma membrane. Bases 372 to 806 code for a protein of 144 amino acids. Gene Ontology annotation, biological process: heme transport. Lineage: Eukaryota; Metazoa; Chordata; Actinopteri; Holocentriformes; Holocentridae. The transcript has 3 exons. Gene Ontology annotation, molecular function: heme transmembrane transporter activity; heme binding. The record is from RefSeq and is a predicted model, not a curated record.
GACAACACAUCAUCUUUGUCGUGGCGAGAUAAACACUCGGUAGCAAAUUUGUAGCCGCCAGUGCAAUAACCAAAUCGAGUCAUUGGUGUGUGUUUGUGUCGCAGGUGUAUGGACCAACAGCUGGUGUACUAUUUAAUUUUUCCUUUCGUGAAUGUUUUUCCCUCCGUCGUCUAUCCGAGUGGGAUUUAAUCCUGUCGUUUCUUAUUACUCAUGUUCAGGGAUAGCUAGUGAACAGGGAUAUUACAUAAUGUGGUAAGCCGUUGGUGUAAAUGCCAGUGAGCAGACCUUUCGGUUUUUAAAAUUACACUUUUUUAAAAAAAAAAAAAUCUUUUACAGCUGUUACAAACGCUGUGGUGUAAAGGUGUUUUACAAUGGGCAUAAACAAAACUUACAUUAGCAUAGCAUACGCUACCUUUGGUAUGCUAGUCGGAUUUUCGGCUUUCUUGGUCUGGAAUAUUGCAUAUAAACAACCAUGGACGGCGGCUAUGGGGGGCUUAUCAGGAGUGCUGGCGCUCUGGGCCCUGGUCACACACAUCAUGUACCUGCAGGACUACUGGCGCACCUGGCUCAAAGGCCUCAGGUUCUUCAUAGCUGUUGGAGUGCUCUUUUGUCUUUUGGCUGUGGCUGCCUUCAUCACCUUCCUCACUCUGGCCAUAACACAGAAGCAAUCUCCGACUGACCCAAGGAGCCUCUACCUGUCCUGUGUGUGGAGCUUCCUCACUCUCAAAUGGGCCUUCCUCUUGGCCCUGUACUCAUACAGAUACCGCCAGGAGUUCGCAGACAUCAGCAUCCUCAGCGACUUCUGAGUCAGCGCUCAUUUUAUAGACUGAGAUGGACUUGGAGGGGUUCGGGCUGCCAGCAGGAGCUGGUCAAAGAGCUUUUAUAACAAAGAGGAGGAGAAGCAGCCAGAAAGAUUACAAAGUCAUGUGACUUUUUCAUCAUGGAGUUAAACUUGUUGCACUCGCUUAACAAGCCCUGCAUUUGUUUUGUAAGCUGUUCUCACACAUUUAAUAAUGCACCAUUAUAUUCCUGGCAGUAGUCACAACUAUAAACUCCUGAUUGGGAACUGCUUUGCUGAAAUUACUAGAGGUUAGGUUUUUAAUGAAAUAUUUCCUCAUGGAUAUUUGUGAGGUGACAGUGGUUGGGAGAUGAAUUUUACCUUUGGAAUCCCUCAGUGCUGAUCAUAAUCUCAAACUUUUUUAACAUUUAAAAGGAAGGCCCAUUAAAAAUGUUAUUGCUUUCAUCUGGGAUAGUUUAGUUAAAUUUUGUUCAUUUAAAACCACUCAAAGGUAAAAUGUAUAUAACCAAAACUAAAAUGUGUCACAGGGCAACAUGUUGUUAUUACUGGGUUGACAGUGUUUGAGUUUUUUUUAUAUAUAUACCCAGAAGAGCUUUUUUUCACAGUAGCAGUUCUGAUCCACAGAAUGUGCCCAAUCUAUACCUCGAAACAGUCACUGUCUACACAGUCCGACUUUCAGCUCCUUUCAUUGUCAGUGAAGCAACCCUAGAAAAUCUUUUAAAUGAAAUCACUGGUUAAAAUACUGUUACAAAUACAUCUUUUUAGGACAGACUGUUUCAUGUACUCAUAUCCUGAAUAUAGCAAAAACCAUAGAGAAGAGAGGAAAUGUGCUAUUAAGGAGAAAUCAUGCUUUAUUUCCCAAGCUUUCUUCUCAGAGGGACUGAUGUGUUGAAUUGUCAAACAUCCCUGUAGAAAAGGCUGGCAUGUCAAUGUUUGGCUAUUCAUCUUUUGCUCCACCAGGGGGAGACUUGCUUUUUCUUUUGAGUCCCACUAAAAUGUCACAUUCCUCUUUAGAGAAAACAAAGAUGAAUUUGAUAAAUAAUUGCACUUUAGAUUUUGAUAUUGCUGCCAUGGAUUUGCACUCUUUGCUGCCGUUUUUGUUUCACAAAUCCCAAAUGUGGAAGUCCUCAUACAAUGAAACACAAUUAUGUGUACCAUAUCAUCAUGUUUUACUUUUUUUGAUGAACACUUUUUUGUUUCAUUCAUUUUACAGAUGUUGGUAGUGUUCUCUUGUGAAUCAAGUAAGACUAGUCUUUUGUCAUGUUUAGCUUCAGCCUAUGUCAACUUAUGUCUACCUUUUAUCGUAAUGUAAAAGUGUUUUAUUAAUAAGAGAAUAAACGUCAGGAUAUUAUGAAGAGAUUGAAACCCAUUAAACUUGCAUAUGUGGUUAAUUUUA